UGCAUUCAAUUAUAUCUGUCACUACAAAGUUACAAAGUGCGUGGUAAUUUCAAACUUCUUUGAACAAUAUUAACAUUGUUACGAAAAUUUAUUGCUAGUUGAGUAUUUGGGCUGGAUUCAGCGAAUUGUUUCGGUUACAUUAAAGUCAGUGUUUUUUUUCCUUCGCGUUUCAGGAAAUGUUGGUAGAUUAAAGCAUUAAUCUUGCUUAAUCAGCAAUGGACAAUGCGGCAUUGUUCGACCACAAAGCGGAAGAUCGUAGGGAUCAAAGUGGAACAGCAGACAGAAGGUUGAAAAAUGAGACUAGUGAAAAGGUAGAGAACGCGGGUGCAAGCAGCGUCGGAGGAGGAAACAAUCGGAACGGGAAGAGAUAUCAACAUUCUCGUACCAUAUCUAAAAGAAAAGAUAAUAACCAAAAGCAGUACAACGAUGCUCUAAACAUGGGACUAAAUUCACAAGAGUUGAACAAACAACUGCAGGCCAACCUGCCGGAGGACAUGAGGAUAUCAAAACUAUUGCGAAGAUUAUGUCAGGAGAAUGAUCCCAAGGCGUGUCUCGAUCUCUGCAACAAGCUUGGAGUGGUUGUCCUAGAACCAUGUAACGCUUCUUAUAUUCGUAAAUCGUUCGAUAUAUUGGCGGAUUGGAUUGUGUCUGUUUUGGAGAAUGGUCCAAGAGAUUGCCUGGAUGCUGCCGCAGAGGUAUUUGGAAUGAUGGGGUACGUUGCUCGGAAUGAUUUUUCUUCGUAUCGUGCAUGGAUAGUGAAGUACUACAAGUAUUCGCGAAAGAUGAAACGUGCAAUGAUGAAGGCUCUUAAGAAAACCGUUAUGUUGGAUGUAAAUGGGGAUCUCAAAGACUCAGCGAGCCGACUGAUUGACUUGCUGAAAGACUAUUUGGAAGCGGCAGAUGCGGACUCUUUCAUAACUAUAACUGAGGUCAUCGUUGAAGUAUGCACAAAGUAUCCAAAAUAUUUUAAGGCACACUUUACCGAUAUUGUGGACAUUGUGGUUGGCUGGCAUCUAGAGACGGACCAAGUUUCUGAAGUGAAAAACCAUUGCUCCAAGGUUCUACAGUCAUUCAAAGUGUUCUGGAAUGAAGAUUUGGAAUUUACGCUGAAUUUGCUGGGGCAAUUUGUCGAAGACAUUGGAGUUUGCUGUGAGGAUUUAGAAAGUCCAGAAGGUGCAAGCGUUGACCACUUUUCAUCUUCCGCUAUCUCGUUCAGCUCUCUUCUGGAUGCUUUCAAUACAGUUAUCAAAUGUUUGCUGCUUACACCAGAAGUUUUAUUGCAGUCAGUUGGAAAAGAAAUGGUGGAUAAUAGCUUUCAACUGAUCGUCAAGGUCAGCUCGAUCAUAACCAAACAGCACUGCUUGGAGGAAGUAUUACUGCCAAUCAAUGAAUGUAUGAUCAUAUUGCUCAUGUUGGAACCCUGUGAUGUCUCGGUUGAUAACAAAAGCAUACUUAUUGUGAUUCAGGCUGAAAUAGAGAUUGUGAAAUCAUUGAACCAAAAUCAAAUAUGCAGCCUCCUUUUACUGUUACUUAGAUAUACGGAAUUUAAAGCAGGCAGUAUAAGCACUGAGUUUCUUCAUCUUGUUUGGAAUUCAAACUCUCCGCUCAUGAAUCUUCGAUACAAUCGCUCUCGUGAAAUUCAGGAAGGUUUACUAAAGCUGUAUCACCGCAUCCUGGCUAUAAAAAAUGUCAACACAUUGCAAAAGGCUUAUACAUUUAUCUUGGAUGAUCUGACCAGUGCCAUAGAUUUGAUUCGGGAUAACGAGACCGCCACAGAAUCAGUUCUCGUGAAGGCACAGUAUGCAAUUAAUUUUAAUUUAUUGACGCUGUCCACGCUUGCUAUAGCUAACAAUUCAAUUCUGGUAAUGUGGACUCUACAACCGAGUAUCCUGAUAGUUUUGUUGGAAAAAUUACAUCUACUUGAUGCUGGUUUGUGGAUAAAAUUCCAAAGCUUGCACUUUGCCAUCCUUCGAGUUGCCUAUCAACAUAGCAUUAAAAACAGCAACUUCAUAUCGUCAAGUGCUCUACUGCGAUCUAAAAAUUAUGCUGUUGUUGAUUCUUUUCAUCGUCUUAGUUUGGAAUCAACUGCAACCUCGACGGCAAGUCCUACUGCGGAACACUUCCGAUUGAUAAUCGAAUUUUUAGAGCAGAUUUUACCGAGCGAAUAUACAUUAGAUCACAAAGAACUGCUUCUGGACUGGUGUCAGGCGGUAAUAAGUCAAGUCGCCCAGUACUAUGAUGUGCUCUUGGAUAAUGGUAGCUUUAAUGCUAUUCUUAUAAACAUUUGUGACAUUAGUAUGGGAUUCACUGAAAAACUCACGCUCAAAUGUGCUGAUUGUCUGGAGUUGGCAAGUUCCUACAAAGUUUUGGCUGCAGCAGUUUAUCAAAGUAUUGCUGAAGCAUGUUGUGUGCACAUGUGUUCAACGAGUGUCAAGAUACGGGAAACGUUCUCAUUCAUCCUUGCCAAAUUGCCUCUGCGUUACACUCUGAAACAGGUUAGCCAAUUCAGCGGAAAUAAUGAGCAAAGAAAUCAGCGAAUCUACGAACUGCAAAGCUGGUAUGUUGCAACGGAAAAAACCGGGGACUUAAGGUCGCAAUACUUCCUUCCAUUCAUCGAACGAAUCAGUUUUCAACGGGAUGCGGAAGCUAUCGAUGAUUUUCUUAAAGAAGUGUUUCUAAAAUCGUGGUUCGUUGAUAGAGGAAAAAAUCGAAAGUAUGCCGAAAUGGCAUUGACAGACUUACGCUGCUUGAUUCCGUGGGUUCAGUGGGAAGCUGCUCACUUUUGUGUAAAUAACAAACUUCGAACGCCUAUCGGAAAACCUCAAGAAACAUUUCUAAAAAUUGAAUCCAUAAUCAAAGAAGAUGCUCGGGUGUUGGCGCUUAAGGAACGAUCUACCGUGAAGGAUCUUUGCGCUUCUAUGGCCAAUCAACGGCACGCUCGAAUCCUGCUGGGAUUCUUAGAAGCUCUGGAGAAAGCAAUAUACAAUGCUGCAGAAGGCACCGCGUUUGCUUUGCCAAACCCAGAAAAACCAGCACGAACAUUUUUUCGUGUUAAUUCUUCUACUUGCGCCGAAUGGUUCAACCGUAUUCGAACCGCUGUCGAUUUGGUCGCGUUGCAUUGUAUGGAACCGGAAAUGGUUAUCCGCUAUUCGGAGGCAGUACUACGAGAACUUGUUCUGGUUAACAAGCUAAGCGAUCCCAUAUUCGAACAUACACUAAUGUCGUUGGUGUGGGCAUUGCUACGAAACUGGGAAAGUGAUGCAUUGUACGGUGUUUACGUAUGGGCAAAGAAAAUUACCGGCAAAAAGUACAUAUGGAUUAAAAUGGCAGCAGAGGAAGCGGCAGGUCAUCGUGAAACGGCAGUCGAAGGCUUCCUAAGCAUAUUGUCUGAUCCAGAAUCUGUUAACUUGGAUCGGCACAUUCGUGAUUUCAUAAUUGAUCAGAUUACGUUAUCAUUGAUAUUCACUUCAAGUCUUCCUGAGUUGUACGAUUUUCUUAUAUCGGAAGAAACCAACGGAAUUCAGAGAGCAACUGUACCAUUGAUAACGAUCACAUCAAAACAGGUUUUAUCGUGGAUGGAGUACGAAAAAACCAAAGACAAGAACGCAAUCGACAUGUCUGAUUGGGAGUCCGCCGAUUUUGGAACAGACAUACCGAACAACUUUUCCUGCCACAAAAUCCUCUGCGAUACAGAGAACAGCAUUGCAUCUAUUUUCCUGGAACGGUACUCGCCCGAAAAGGAAAAAAAAUUACGUGCAUGCAACGAGGUCAUCCACAGCGCAUUGCAGGAAUGCCUGUUGACCAGAUCGAAGGAAUAUCUAUUUCAGCUGACAAUCGCAAACCACAUUGCAUAUAUCGCCAAAAUGAACGAAUUGACGCCGGAAAAUUUAAAAUCUAUUCGAGUGGAGAAAAGAUACGGAUCGCUCACGAUGAUGAGGGUUCUGGCAUGGUCGGAGUUUUUCGACGAAAGCAGGAACUGCGAGCAACAUAAUAUGGAAAUGCGACUUGAUUUAGUUUCCGUCGCGAGGAAAGAAAAUAACUACAGAUUGUGUCAGCGAGAACUGGAGGCCUUUUUCAGAAGUUCUAGCUUUUCUAAAGUGUUUAAUGCGGAGAUUACUGUGGAUAAGGUGCAGAAACGAUUAAUGGAUGUCACGCCAGACACACAAUUUUGGGAGGAGCGUUUAUCCCGUGCCGUCUAUGAGCAGUGUAAAUGGCUCUACUGUCAACCAAAUAGAAGAUUAGAUGCCAUUCAAUUCGCGUCCGUUGCUGCAAUCGGCAUUGAUGACAAGUUGACUGAAUUAGAUCCAGGUGCUUCACAUAGUUUACGCGAUAGAGAAGCUCGAUUUCUACUUACCAUUGCUGAUUGGGUACAAAAUGAAGACAUCAAAAUUUUGCAAACAGAUCCCAAUUCACCAUUGGUAAGGUUAGUAAACCUACUUCCUGAUAUCAAACCAACGCCAGAUCCGCGGAUGAUGUCUAUUUUUAAUGCCAUGGAUAUUGUUGUGGGUAAACUGCUUCAGACAAGUGUGCAACGCUGUCCGGAACUGGCUAAAGCCUGGUAUCAGCUGGGGUCUUGGUGUUACCGGUGGGGAAAGAAAAUGGUCGAAUUUAAUACCGACGGCAAUACGGUGCAUCGAAUCAAUUUGGAAGAGAUUCGUAAAAUUUUACCUACUACUUCAGCGGACGAGCUUCAGAAAAUUGCAAUUAUUCUCAACCAACAUGAGGUUGGUGCUGAGGAAGAGGAAAUCGGUCUAAAUGAAACAAGUUCGACUGACCUGCUUGAAUCAUUGCAAACAACGGUUCCAGAUUUAUGCCACUGUCCACCAGAAAAACUUCAAUCCAUAGUGGAAAUCUGGCGACGGACACACCGUACAAUUUAUGGAUAUUAUGAGGCAGCAGCGGCUGCAUAUUUCCGCUACCUUCAACUGUCCUCAUCGAUCGAGAUGGAAAGUGAUAAUGGCAAUUCUUCUACUGUGACAGCAACGCUCCGGCUUCUACGAUUGAUAGUGAAGCAUGCUCUCGGUUUAAAAGAAGUCUUAGAGGAAGGACUUGCGGCCACUCCUACUAAUCCCUGGCGCGUAAUCACGCCACAGCUUUUUUCGCGUUUGAACCAUCACGAACCGUACGUACGAAAGCGCGUUUCAGAGUUACUCUGUAGAGUGGCUAAGGAUGCUCCGCAUCUAAUUAUCUUUCCCGCUGUAGUAGGCUCCGUGCAAGAGAAGAAGAUGGACCUUGCCGAUGUGUCCAUAGAUGAAAUAGAAAAUGAUGCUCAGUUUGACCUGCCCCAUGAUAGCUCUGGCUUAGCUAUAUGUUUCAAUGCACUGUUGGAUAUUCUUUCGAAGGAUGCUCCGGAUACUGUGAAGCAAGUGCAGGUUCUUGUUCACGAGCUAAGGAGAAUUUCGUUAUUGUGGGAUGAGCUCUGGGUUAUUUCACUACAGCAAAUCUAUUCCGAGUACACCAAACGCUUUACCAGUUUCGAAAACGAAUUGCAGAAAGUUUCAGAAAAUGGUCAUCUCGAAAACAAAAAGAGUCUUUUCAUCGAGAAGCAUAAACUUUUGUUGAGACCUCUCGUAUUCGUUUUGGAACAAUUGUACGAAAUGACCUCAAGACCUUCGCAAACUGCUCAUGAAAAGCACUUCCAAGAUCGCUAUUUAAAAUACAUAAACGCUAUGAUUGAGAAACUAAAAGAGCCACUGGACUUCAAAAAACCAACCGAAGGUUGGAUACGAUUCAAAGCUCUGUUCGCACAGAUGCAGCAACGCAGCCAAAAACGAAUUGCAUUUUCCCUGCGACUUUCGGAAAUAAGCCCUGUACUUUCAAAGUUAUCGAACACUGCAAUAUCCAUGCCGGGAAUUGACAGCACCCAAAAGCAAAUUUUUAUCCGUUCGGUAGACAACUUGGUACAGAUAUUGCCGACCAAAACGAAACCUAAAAAACUGAUGUUUUACGGCAGCAACGGUCGUCGGUACAGCUAUCUGUUCAAAGGAUUGGAAGAUCUUCAUCUGGACGAACGGAUCAUGCAAUUUUUGUCGAUCGCCAACUUGAUGAUGACCAAAUCGAUCGACUGCAACGGUAAUAUUACCUAUUAUCGCGCGGAACACUAUUCCGUCAUUCCACUUGGGCCACGAUCCGGUCUAAUUAAUUGGGUGGACAACACGGUCCCUAUAUUUUCACUUUACAAAAAAUGGCAGCAACGUGAAGCGCUGCAGAAAAAGGACAAACCCGGCGUAACUAGCCGGCCGUCAGAGCUUUACUAUCAGAAAUUGACCCCACUACUCCAGAAACAUGGCCUCAAAACGUCAGACAACCGGAAGGAUUGGCCGGUGCAGGCUCUGAAGCAAGUGGUGAAAGAAUUGCAGAGUGAAACACCCCGUGAUUUGUUAGCCAAAGAACUCUGGUGCCACAGCACAACUGCUGCUGCCUGGCGGCAGGUAGUGCGUAACUAUUCACUUUCGGUAGCUGUCAUGAGUGUCAUCGGUUAUAUAAUCGGGCUUGGCGACCGCCACUUGGAUAAUGUGCUAGUAAAGUUGGCGUCUGGUGAAAUUGUGCAUAUCGAUUACAAUGUGUGCUUUGAGAAGGGCAAAACAUUGCGUGUACCGGAAAGAGUACCAUUCCGAAUGACGCCUAACCUGGAGGAAGCUCUAGGCAUAACAGGAAUCGAGGGCACCUUCCGACUGGCAUGUGAACACGUGCUCAAGUCACUCAAAAAAGGACGCGAAACGUUGCUAACCCUUCUGGAAGCCUUUGUCUAUGAUCCCUUGGUAGACUGGGCCGUAAGCGAGGAUGGUGGAGCAGCAGGGUUUGCCGUUUCAACCUACGGCAAUCGAGAUGGCUUUCACAGCGAACUUCGCCACGCGAAAAAGCAACUGGAACGUGAGGUCAACCGGGACACAUUGGCAAUCCGCUUCUCGGAGGUCAAAGCGGAAUGGAGUCAUAACCGCGAUGAUAUCUAUCAGCAACUUUUAUUGAUGCAAACAUUUUUAAGAGAACUUCAGACGAGUCGCCUUGAACUGGGUUUGGCAGAAGGACAACGGGAUUCAUUGUCUCGACAGAUCCAAGUGAUUCGAGAGGCAGAAUCUCUAGAUUCGGCUAUCGGGAGCCAUCCGUUGAACACACUAUCGCAAAGAUAUAGUGUGUAUAAAAGAAUCAUUGAUGAACAUGACUCCAUGAGGAAAGUCUUGAUGAGUAAGGUUUCUGAGUGCGAAAAAAAGAUGGAAGAUUAUAGGAGCUUCUGGAAGGAUUAUGAAUCGUGUAAACUACAAGAGUAUAUAACGGGUGUUGAUGUCCACGUGGAAGAAUGUUCUAACUCUGAGUUUGAUCAAGUUAGAGAAUUUUUGGAAAGCUCCAAUUUACGUGACACUUUUGUGAAGACUAGUGGGUGUCGACAUGAAUUAAACGACUACACGUUCCGAGCAUCACUACUCGUUAAGCACGUGUUGGAAACUCUUAGUCAGUAUGGUGCAAUAGUAAGUUACUAUCCGAGUGAUUUCGAGCAGGAUCAUUGGAAUUACAAUUUCGCUGCUUGGUAUAGAAAAUUAAUCGACGAGAACUCACAACAAUCGUGUAUGGAGGUUAUGCAUCACUAUCAGCAAUACGUAACGAAAAAUCGACAACACUCCUCCAGUCCGCAAAUCGUUUCUUUUUCGUAUCAGCUCUCAAACCUUAUUUCUGACAACACAUUCAGAUUGGCGGAGUUGGUCAAUUAUCACACACAAGAAUUAAACGAGAGCACCAUUCCAAUUGACCAAUUGUACGAAGCUAGUUUAUCUACUAUAAAUGCAAUCGCUUUUGGAAAUCCCAAUGGACGUCAAACCUUGAUCUGUGCUGCUCUAAAACUAUGCUUAGACUUGAAUCAAAAUUAUCUUAUGCUAGAACAAACAGCUUCAACCGCUGGAGAUUCACUGAUUGAUUUGCAAAUUAAUGAUAACUGGUUUUUGACCGAAUUGUACAUGGCAUCGGCACAGUUGAAUACGCUAUCGGAAAUUUUGUUUAAAAUGGAUACAUCUCAGAUAUUCGGUGAUAGCUACUCCGUUAGUUCAAACUGUUUAUCCGCCUGCGUUAGCAUGUACGAGUAUCUUUACAAUAUGAACGAAUGCAUAACGCAAAAUUUUCUGACCGAAACCAUGAGGGGUAUUAUCUCAGAAAAUCAAAGUAUUAUAGAAAUGAUCUCCGCUGUUUCCAGUCUUCAAACUGAUAUAUCAUCAUUGCCCCAGCUACUGGAAGAUUUGAACAUGCAUCUGCAGUGCGUAGUGAUGAACAUACCAUCGGCACAUACCAACGCUCUAGACGCAGUUCAAGAUUUGAAGCGAAAGGUUUUGCAGUUAGGUGAACGUUAUCAGCUUCAGGAAGGCCAGACUGAGGGAGCAAAGUUAUAUCUAAAGCUACACUCUUUGUUCGAUGAACUUUUGAAUAAACACAACGAGCUAUUACAAAAUGUGUAUGAUGAAAUGUUAACGGCGUAUGAGAGCGAUCUUUUCGAUCAGAUCAAAGAUUCUAAAGAUUUAGCGGUACUGAUUUUAAACAAAUCAACAAACAGCGUUCUGGAAGCUAUUUUUGUGGUUAAACGCGUACAAGCAAUCAUCGACUUCUUUACAUCCUGCCUACAAAUGGCGUGCUCCUUCAAAGGCACCGGGCAUGUGGCACCGUUCAAUGAUUCUUCGUUAGUCAGACCCAUCCGGAAAUUCAUAUCGGACUUCGCCUAUCACUCGAUGCUGGGUAUCGGACCGAUGGCAACUGGAAUCAUGAUUUAUGGUAUCCUGCAAUAUAUGUAUCCCAGGAACGAGCAGGACAUCGCUCUUCUUCGAGAAAUGUCGUGCAGCGAUUCGUUGUCUUUGCAUGAAUUAUGCAAUGUGAACAUAGAGCACACAAUCAAUGAAGUCAACAUUAGUGAGCUAGAGUUCAACCAGGCAAACAGUGCUUGUUUGCAUCUGAGUUUCACGUGUAGAAAAAUGAUGCGAGUAAAAUUACUUUCCGAGCGUAUUGUUGCCGAACAAAUUUCAAUGAGCAGAAUUCAAGCAAUGUUUGUAGCUCAUAGUUGGCUGCAUGAGCUAUCGGCGAUUGGCUGUUCAGCCAAUGUAUCACAGGAAGAGCUGACCGUUUAUGCUAACAGAUCAACAAUCGCCAUGCAUUUGCGAAACUUUGUAGAAAAUCUUACAUCUACGAAAAUGACGAUUCAAAAAUUACGUGACGAGAUACUUACCAAUACCAAUGCAAUCCUGCAUCGACUGAAGUGGGCAGCUGGAGCGAAUCCAGAUUUAGUUAGUUUACUCAAAUCGUUUGAACAAUCAUCGCUACAAAAGAGGGACUUUCUGGAUGAGCAGAUGCUCUAUUUGGAUAUCGCAUUAAAGCAUUGUAGCUCGGUUCUAAGCCAUGAGCUCGUUCACUUACAAAAACGACAAGACCUGGAACAAGAUCAUGAAUUUGUUGACUUGGUCGAACGGUUUAAAAAGGUGUGCACCAAACUGCACUCAUGCUCAACUAUGGUCAACAAGACCGAAAUUGCUCUGGUUGAAUUGCUGGAUCCAGAAGGACAAAUCGAUCACAUUUGGUUAAGCAACGUAAAGGCUUUAAUUGAUGAUAUGACCGAUCAAAUACAAAGCAAAAUUGCUCGCAUGGAAAAAGAAGUUCAAAGUGCGCAGGAGAAUUUGCACAUGAGUGCACACAGGCUUCGAUCGUUAGUCACUGCACAUCAUGUGCUUGCUUCGGACAUUAGAAACUUGUUGAAAAUGAAACUAAAGAUGGAGUCAUCGCCGGCACUGCGAGAGUAUCUACUGAACUACAAAGCCUUCUUAGAAACUGUUUCGGAGCUUCAUUCAAAUGUUAUGAGUAAAGAUUUCACCGACAAAUUGGUGAGAAAUGCCAUGGAACAAGUGCAAAAUUUACUGCCGAGCGUUCAUAAGAUAUUCGAUGAAUUGUUUGCCUUCGAACAGGAGACUGAGGCAGAUGAUAACGGAAACAUGAUGGCAGUCAACGAAGAAAGUGAAAAGCUAAGCGUUGAGAUGAUAGAAUCACCCGUUAAGAAGUAUUCCAGCUACGGACGAACAGACAAGGUGCAACAGAACCAGAAAGAGCAAAAACGGAACGCAUACGCUGUGUCGGUUUGGCGUCGCAUCAGAAUGAAGCUAGAAGGUAGAGAUCCCGAUCCGAAUCGCCGCUGUACCGCCCAGGAACAGGUGGACUGGAUGAUACGGGAAGCAAUGGAUCCGGACAACUUAGCGGUGCUCUACGAAGGAUGGACUCCAUGGGUGUAAGUUGAUAAUUAAACAAUUGAAAUGUGUCGGUAGGCUCACGUAAAAACUAAAUCGUGAAAAGUGCAAGGGUGAUUCUUUCACACUUUGCGGAAGUAACGGUUUCGAAAAUAUCCAGCAAGUAGGCUGCUCACUGUCGGUGCAGGCGAAUUAUCUGCGUGGAAUCGACGGUGGCUGGGCUGCCAUUCAACGCCCAGCCAACCAUUGGGUCCAGCUGCUAUCGCACCUCGGUAUCCACUCACUGUAGUAGUUUUAUAGCAUUCUAAAAAUGAAUCCGGAAAAAGAUUUGCAAUCAAUCAUACUACAGUGAGCGGCCCUAGGCUUCUAAUGUCCCAAAAAAUCAUCGUCCAGAAACAAAUAAAAAGAAAGAAAUUGCUACCAUUAGACUAUUUCAAUCUUUCCUUCUGCCGCAAUGUGUAGUUGAGUGUAUCCUCGAUUUGUAUUGAUACUUUCACAGUGAUCGUGAAAGAUUACCCAACUCUCUUGCAACAUCAUAGAAGAAACAAUAGUUGGACGGAAAACAACAUACACGUCUCUACCGACGUUUGCUUGUUUCCAAAAAAUACAAAGAGGAACAGUACAAGCGAGCAUUCCCAUUCUGAAUGAUUAAAUAUAUAAUCCUUGGCACUUGUACUCAUGUUGCAGAUGGAACUGAGGAUGAAAAGUAGAGUAACGAUCUUCUUUCUGCUAUGAACGUUUUUAAACAUUUUUAAACCUUUUCGUUUUACAUUGUCAAAUCCAAAAGUUUGAAAUAUUUUUAAAAUGAUUUUUUGUUUAAUUAUUUUAUACAAUGAAAUUAAAAAUGUGGCAAUUGAAAAUACGUGAUUUUCUACGCUCAGUUCAUUUCAUUUAAGCUUUGCUGACCCAACCUUCUUUUGUUGGUAUACAGGGCACAUCCAAUUCAUGCGCUCAUUAAUUACAUUACAAUUACAAAAGUGUUGCAUGUCUAUGCCGAAUAGUUUAAAUCCAUUGAAAAAGUUUAGUUUUUUAUCAUUGAACAUAGGGCAACCUCUUGCGCAUAAAGUAUUGAAAUAAAACGGCUAAACUAAACAUAAUAUACAGUGAUUACUGAAUAUUUACUAUACAAAGCGAUUUCCAUACCCUAUCGUGGUAUGGCUAGAAUAUCUUAGAAAGUGUUUCAGGACACAGCUGAUAUCCUGAUUUUGAUUAUCUCCUAUAUUACACUCAAUCCAUACCGAAUCAUCAUUUCAUGUACCCAUCAAACAGUUCUAUUAUUUUUGCAACUAAAUUGGGGUUAAGGGUUUAAUUAUUGGAACGCUCCAGUCGUAUCAAAUGGAAGAUAAAAUUCGUGUACUAGAACCUAUCCUUUGUCCUAAAUUUAUUCUAACUAAUAUUUUGCGUUAAAUCUUUCUAUCGUGGCUUAAAUAACAAUAAAAGUAAGCUUAGUUAUC
Molecule: messenger RNA, 11659 nt
Organism: Topomyia yanbarensis
Lineage: Eukaryota; Metazoa; Arthropoda; Insecta; Diptera; Culicidae
Gene: nonC
Product: serine/threonine-protein kinase Smg1
Exons: 10
Coding region: 216-10250 (3344 amino acids)
Biological process (GO): TOR signaling; phosphorylation; nuclear-transcribed mRNA catabolic process, nonsense-mediated decay
Cellular component (GO): TORC2 complex; TORC1 complex; nucleus
Molecular function (GO): protein binding; protein serine/threonine kinase activity
Source: RefSeq, a predicted model, not a curated record